Molecule: messenger RNA, 822 nt
Organism: Phragmites australis (common reed)
Lineage: Eukaryota; Viridiplantae; Streptophyta; Magnoliopsida; Poales; Poaceae
Exons: 2
Coding region: 195-683 (162 amino acids)
Biological process (GO): double-strand break repair via homologous recombination; response to ionizing radiation; mitotic cell cycle checkpoint signaling
Cellular component (GO): SOSS complex
Molecular function (GO): DNA binding
Source: RefSeq, a predicted model, not a curated record
UCGCGCACGGCCCACGGAACGGCCCAGCGUGACCGACCGACCGACCGCGUGGAGGUGCCGACCUCAGCUCGCGGCAAAAAUCUCAGGCUCGGGCGCGGCGAGUCCGCCUGUUCCCUGUGCGAUUGCAUCCGCAACACGCACAAGAAGCGCUUGGGCGGCGGCGGGGGGUCGCGUUCCCGAGCCAAGCGCCACCCAUGACGAAGAGAGAGGCCGACGCGACCAGCAGCGGCGGAGGCGGGACGGUGAAGCUCAAGGACCUGGUCCCGGCGGCCACCAACACCGUGAACACGACGUUCAUCGUGCUCGACAAGGCGGCGGCCCGGCCGUCCCACGCUCAGGCCCGCGACGGAGGGCGAGCGGGGGAGGAGACGUGCCUGGCGCUGGUGGCGGACGAGACCGCGGCGGCGCACUUCCUGCUGUGGGGCGGCGAGUGCGGCGCCUUCGAGCCGGGCGACAUGGUGCGGCUGACGGGCGGCAUCUUCUCGUGCCACAGGGGGAACAGCCUCGUGCUGCGCGCGGGGAGGCGCGGCCGCGCGGAGAUGGUGGGCGAGUUCACCAUGCUCUUCGUCGAGACACCCAACAUGAGCGAGGUCCGGUGGGGGCUUGACCCCGGCAACCCCAGGCGGAUGGUGCAGGAGGCCGUCGUCUCGCCCUACUCCCAGAUCUUCAAGCCGCCGCGCUGAUCCCAUCCACCACCGUUGCAGCUCUUUGUUUCUGAAGCACGCCACGCCGCGCGUUCAAAAGCGUGGUGUGCAUUGCGUGACCUGCGUGAUCUGAAGCAUGUCGACUCGCGAGAAAGGAGAUUGAAACGAAACACUCUUA